AUGGAAGACACGCCAACAACAACAUCAGCUAUCUAUGCUGUGUCACGCUCCCGUGGAAAACAACCGGGCGAGCCCGCUCUCAAGGCUAAAUUGAGGGAGAGGAGGAAAGCCAAAGGCCAAGCGAGGUCCUCUGAUGAAUCCGAACCAGAGGACGAGAUGGAGCCAGAUUCUGUCAUCUUGCAUCAAUUAUUCAAUCGUAAAGUCAUCCUGCAGGCCGACAAGACUGUCGUCAAGGUUGGAAAACGUAUAACCCUAGGUGAGGGAGAAGCGUUGAAAAUCGCCGUCAGUGCUGGUAUUCCAGCCCCAUCCGUCCGUGACACGUGUACAACAUCUGACGGCGAGGUCCGAAUCACUAUGGAUUAUAUCCCAGGGGAGUCUCUCGAGAAAUUGUGGCCCGACAUGUCUGUUGAUCAGAAGAAAGACAUUGCCCAGCAGAUCAGGCAAAUCGUUGAAAAGAUGAGAUCUAUCACUCCCCCAACCGACUUUAUUGGCGCUUGCGAUGGCACGGAAAUCCGGGAUACCAGAGUCCAUUUUACUUAUCAUUCUCUGCCUUGUCGUGACGAGAAGGCCUUCAACGAGUUCUUGCUAACGGCUCUCUACGAGCCAACGCCCCCGCUUUUACGCGAAGCGUUCUCUCGACGGCUGCGAACUGAUCAUCGAGUUGUUUUCUCCCAUUGCGAUUUGGCGCCGAGGAAUAUCCUGGUCCAAGAUGGAAAGAUCCAAGGCCUAGUGGAUUGGGAAGAUGCGGGAUGGUAUCCAGAAUACUGGGAGUAUGUCAAGUUCUUCCAACGUAAUUUUGAUAAAGAUUUCAGACGGUAUGCUGUGGAUAUAUUCCCUGAGGUCUAUCAUGACGAGCUGGUCGACUACACUGCGAUAUCCCAUUGGCAGAACUCUUAG
Molecule: messenger RNA, 897 nt
Organism: Fusarium pseudograminearum CS3096
Lineage: Eukaryota; Fungi; Ascomycota; Sordariomycetes; Hypocreales; Nectriaceae
Exons: 2
Coding region: 1-897 (298 amino acids)
Source: RefSeq, a predicted model, not a curated record